UUAUUUAUUAUUUUUUAUUCUAACCAACAACCAUAUCCACCUAAAGUUGUUAUAUUUAGAGUUUACAGUGUGUAAGUGAUAAAUGCGUACUUAUGAAAUCCCAGAUGUGAAGUGUGAUGUAGUGAGUGUGGGCUGUGUUUUGAAUGCGCCCCCUGGGCGGUCCCGGUGAUCAGCUGACCCUCAGCCGCCGCAGGACUCCCCGACUCGCUCAGAUCCUCCAUAACGCUGGUCGCUGUUCUAUUAUACGUGGUACAGUGUGUUAUGCUUCCGAAGUAGGAGAAAUACGUCAAUGGUUUUGGCUGAUGGCGGCUGAAGCCCAGCCUCGUCCCCCGCAGACCCGGAAACCGGUUCUGAUCAGCAAGAUCGAAUCUAUUCAGGAUGUAGUGAACACGGCUGUCAUCAUCCCCAAGGAGGACGGAGUGAUCACCGUCUCGCAGGACAGGACGGUGCGUGUUUGGCUGAAGAGAGACAGUGGACAGUACUGGCCAAGCAUCUACCACACCAUGCCCGCUCCCUGUUCGUGCAUGUCUUUUAACCCAGAGACCCGAAGGCUUUCAGUUGGGAUGGACAAUGGAGUUGUUUCUGAGUUCAUUGUGUCUGAGGACUUUAAUAAGAUGACUCCAGCUUGCUCCUAUCAGGCUCACCAGGGUGCAGUCACUGUGGUGUUGUUCGUUUUGGAGAUGGAGUGGGUCCUGAGCACAGGUCAGGAUAAGAACUUCACUUGGCAUUGCUCAGAGAGCGGCCAUUCUUUAGGGACGUACAGGACCGCUGCAUGGGUCACAGGACUUCAGUUUGAUGUGGAGACCAGACAUGCAUUUGUGGGGGAUCACUCAGGUCAGGUGACUAUUCUGAAACUGGAACAAGACAACUGCAGUUUAGUCACCACCUUUAAAGGCCACACGGGAAAUGUAACAGCCUUGUGUUGGGACCCUGUCCAGAGAGUCUUGUUUUCUGGAAGUUCAGAUCAUUCUAUCAUUAUGUGGGACAUCGGUGGUCGUAAAGGCACAGCCAUUGAGCUGCAGGGACACAAUGACAAGGUACAAGGGCUAUGCUUUGCACCACACACUCGUCAGCUUAUUUCUUGCGGAGCUGAUGGUGGGAUUGUUGUGUGGAACAUGGACGUCAAACGACAAGAGACUCCGGAAUGGCUAGACAGCGACUCUUGUCAGAAAUGCGAGCAACCGUUCUUCUGGAACUUUAAACAGAUGUGGGACAGCAAAAAGAUUGGCCUGCGCCAGCACCACUGCAGGAAGUGUGGCAAGGCUGUGUGUGGAAAGUGCUCGUCCCUGCGCUCCACCAUCCCUCUGAUGGGCUUUGAGUUCCAGGUGCGAGUGUGUGAUGAAUGCCACAAAUCCAUCACCGAUGAAGAGCGAGCACCCACAGCAUCAUUCCAUGACAGCAAACACACAAUUGUGUACGUUCACUACGAGCCGACCAGGAGCUGGCUGCUGACCUCUGGGACAGACAGGGUCCUCAAGCUAUGGGACAUGACACCUGUUGUAUCCUGAAGAUCACUACAGCACUCUGGUCAGAAAUUCUGACCUUGAGGAUUUUUAAUACUGGCACUGACAAUGGAGGGGGGAGGGAGGGUGGGUGUAUUUGUGUGUAGGAACAGGAGCAUGUUACAAUGGACCAGUGAUCAUUAUCUUGUGUAAAUACUUAACAUUUGUCAGCCUUGCACCAUUUGUGAACAACGAAGUGCACUGAUUGUACUGUGACACGUUUUCAUGUUUUCAAAGAAAAUACUUGUACUUGCGUGUCUUUACAUGGAUGAGGAAAAAAUUAAAAACCUUAAAAAAAUAAAAUGAUU
This is a messenger RNA of Silurus meridionalis, 1810 nucleotides long. It is a transcript of the gene wdfy2, whose product is annotated as WD repeat and FYVE domain containing 2. The transcript has 12 exons. NCBI's taxonomy places the organism in Eukaryota, Metazoa, Chordata, Actinopteri, Siluriformes, Siluridae. The coding region runs from base 144 to 1508 and encodes 454 amino acids. The record is from RefSeq and is a predicted model, not a curated record. Gene Ontology annotation, molecular function: protein binding; metal ion binding.